AUGUAUCUCGAUGCUGUCGUUGAUGCCGUACUCUAUUGCUGUCAAAUUGGCCGCCUGCAUGCUCGACGGCUGUCGAACGCACCGGAUGCCCAGGUCGCAGCAAGCCGAGCAGGGUUCGUUGGAGUCGCAUUUUAUUUUUCGUCGUCGACAAGUCUGGCAGGCAAGCAGGGUUCUUUUAGGGCCUUCGGGAGGGACAUUGUGAAGAAGGACGUGUCGGUUGAGGAUGUCACUGUCGAGUAUCAAAUCAUCAGUGUCUAG
This is a messenger RNA of Aspergillus chevalieri, 258 nucleotides long. RefSeq lists its product as uncharacterized. Lineage: Eukaryota; Fungi; Ascomycota; Eurotiomycetes; Eurotiales; Aspergillaceae. The transcript has a single exon. The record is from RefSeq and is a predicted model, not a curated record. Bases 1 to 258 code for a protein of 85 amino acids.